ACAUUCACAUUUCGAAGUACUUUGAAACAAUUUUGUUUGCUUUCAUUUUCAAUAAUAAUUUUAAAUGUUUUCAAAAAUUUAACCACUUCGAGCUCUUCCCCAAUGCUUGCCCUGUUGCCCAUAAUUUAAGGAGUUAACUUAGAAUUUUCAAAUUUUAUAAAAAUGAAUUACAUUGAUCAUAUUUAUCCAAUAACAUCCAAUAUAUUUCAAAAGGGUAAAUGUCAUAUUUGGUCACUGAGAUUUAUAAAUCAUGUCAUGUUUAGUCAUAAAAAAAUAUCAAUUUAUGUCCAACUUCAUUAACGGAGUUGGACGAAGACUAACAGAGAGUAACUAAAUGUGACAUGUUUCAGUAAUUCGAGUGACAUUCAUAAAAAUAGAAGUAAUUCGAGUGACCGGAGUUGGACGAAGGCUAACGGGAGGGUGACUAAAUGAGACCUGUUUUAGUAAUUCGAGUGACCAAAAUUUAUAUUAAUUUUUUGGGUAAAUACAAUAUAUUAGCCACAACUAUUAUGAAGCGGGGAAUUAUAGCCACAACUAUGGAAAUUCAAAUUAUUAGCCAAAUGUUAAAUCUCUGUUAACAAUUCCGUUAGUAAUGUUGACUAAACUUUUAUGUUUUAAUGUUAUAAAUUAAAAACAGUCUGACGUGGCUGAUUGGCUGCUACCGUGGCCGAUGAUGUUGCCUUCUCCAUUAAAAAUUCAGUAAUAGUAACGGACAGUUAGCCAUAUCUUGACCCGCAACAAUAGUUAUGGUUAAUAAUUUGAAUUUACAUAGUUGGGGCUAUAAUUCCCCACUUCAUAAUAGUUGUGGCUAAUAUAUUGUAUUUAUCCUAAUUUUUUCUAGUAACUAAACAUAACAUGAUUUAGUAAUCCUAAUGACCAAAUGUGGAAUUUACCCUAUUUCAAAAUGUAAAGAUUAAUUUUUCAAAAUAUUACAAUAAAAAUAAAUGACAAUAUACUUAAUAAACACUAUUAUAAUGAAUAAUCAUUACCAUUUAUGUGACUAAUCACCAAAUCGCAUAAAUAAAUACCAAAUCGCAUAAAUAAAUACAGUGUGAAUUAAAUUAAACCGACCUUUCACAAAAGAAAAAGCUGCUCUCUUAUAUAUGGGUUGGCAAAAAAACUUUCCACAUCUCAAUAUGCCGGCAAAAUAAAUGGUGGAAUUGUUUAGGAAAAUAAAACAGAAACAAAAAAGGAAGUCGUUGAAUGAGGAAAGAGAAAAGGAGGAGAAAAAGGAAAUUGCGAUUACUCCAUUUUUCUCGUUCUGGUCCUUUUCCUCCAGGAUGGAAGCAGAGAAAACCAAUGGGUCGUCUUCCUUCCACUUCCAGCCCUAGAAAGCGAAACUCAACUUCCCCUCUCCGUUCCUUUUUUUCACUCCCACAUUCUUCCGCCAUUGUUGAUGGCUUAAUGAUAUUGCUUACUCUGCCAUUUUGAUUUGGAGUACGGCACAAAACUUCCUUCUGGGACUCGGGGAGGAGCAGGCGAGUUUGCUCAUUCAUAGUCCGAAAGAUGGCAACUUUAUCCCUCUGAUUCAAUAAAGAAGUAGCCCCUUUGUUGGCUCCUGCAGAAGGGUUUCGUUUUCCCAUUCUCUUAGUUCGAUUUUUGAUAGCCAUGGCUAGGCGCCAUGGAUGGCAACUCCCCGUCCACUCUUUUCAGAUCGUGGCUAUAACAGUUUUCUUCUUGCUAGCGGUUGCGUACUAUGCCUUCUUUGCGCCUUUCCUUGGGAAGGACAUCUAUGAAUAUAUAGCUAGUGGUGUUUAUUCUGUUUUGGCGCUAUCUGUCUUCACUCUUUACGUGCGAUGCACUGCCAUUGACCCUUCUGAUCCUGGCAUUCUGCUCCAAGUUGCUGGGACAGCAGCAGAUAAAUCACAGAAUGGCACUGAUAUUCCUGAAAAUGGACCUUCGAUUGAGGAAGCAAACAAGGUUGGGUUAAGUACUGGAGGAGCAUCUGGUAGACAUGGUUCAACAUGUUGCUCAAUUCUUGGAUGUUUCUGCUGCGGAUUUCUGGCCAAAGCUGACUGCCGGAGCGAUGAAGACAUACUUUCUGGAGAUGAAGCUUUGUUCUGCACAUUAUGCAAUGCUGAGGUUCAUAAGUUCAGCAAGCAUUGCAGAAGUUGUGAUAAAUGUGUCGAUGGAUUCGAUCACCAUUGCCGUUGGUUGAACAACUGUGUAGGAAGGAAAAAUUACAUCUCCUUUAUUACUCUCAUGGCAACCAGCCUCGUUUGGCUUGCUGUUGAGUUUGGUGUUGGUGUUGCAGUCCUUGUUAGAUGCUUUGUGGAUCGAAAAACUAUGGACCAUCAAAUAUCAGAAAAGCUUGGCAUUGGGUUCUCCCGCCCCCCAUUCGCGGCAGUAGUGGCACUCUGCACUUUUGUAUCAUUCCUUGCCACAAUACCCCUGGGCGAGCUAUUCUUCUUCCACAUGAUUCUGAUCAGAAAGGGUAUCACAACAUACGAGUAUGUUCUUGCUAUGAGAACACAAAGUGAACCACCUGGACCAUCGGUCGAUGGAGGAGGUGAGCAGCAAAGUCUUCCAUCUUCACCGACAAGUUCUGCCGUGACAGCAAUUAGUGGAAGAAGUUCACUUGGAAUGGGGUUGCAGUACAAAGGCGCUUGGUGUACCCCUCCAAGAAUCUUCAUGGACAACCCGGAUGAGAUCAUCCCACAUUUGGAGCCUGGACGCCUACCUUCGACUGUUGAUCCCGACACAUUACCAGAAGGCAGCAAGAGAUUACCACCACGUCAAGUAAGAAUCAGUGCAUGGAAACUCGCAAAACUGGACUCCAACGAGGCAAUGAAGGCAGCUGCUAAAGCCCGAGCAUCUUCCUCUGUCCUCCGCCCAAUCAAAUCUCCUCGACACCAGCCUUACGACGCAGAUCAUCUCUCUGGCAGCAACUUCAGUGCCAGGAGCAGCCCCAUGAAUCCAAUCGAUCAACCUGGCCAAAGCAACGCUUCUUACGCCCCAAGCAACAUGAGCCAGACGAGCAGGGAGGACAUUGAGUCAUGCCGCCACAGCAUCAGCAGUGCCAAUGUCUCACACCUUGCUGCAUCACCAAUGCAGAAUCGAGACCAUUUCAACCCGAUGUAUCAGCCCUCAGCCGGCCAGUCUCCACUGUCGUCAGCUGUAAAUCACAAUGUGGGUCGAGUCCAGCCCCAAGUGGCAGCUGCUGGGAGAAGGAACAAUAAUAUGGGUGGUGGUGGUGGUGGGAUGGAGAGUAUGAGAGCUACGGUUCAUUGGGAUCCGGAUGCUGGCCGGUUUGUUUCCUCGUCGAUCCCAAGAGUCGGUGGUGGUGGUGUGGCUUCUGCCAAUAAUGCAGGUGUGUCGCAGGUACCUGGAGCAGAGCUUUUGCACACGGAGCAAUCCAUAUUCUUCGGAGGGCCAGUGGUUGGUCAUCAUCAGGGGAGGUCGCAGAGGGGCGGGCAGCUACCCGUGUUUGUUCCGAGUGAUUAUAAUCAGCCGAGUGAGUUCCCACCGGGAUACAGAUUCCCAUAGGCUUUCAAGUUUUAACCUGGAAUGUAGGAAAGAGAGGAAUGCAGAAUCUGUGGUACAGAAUUUUUCAGAGUUCUCUCUUUUUGGAUUAGGUUGGUAGAUUCUGUGUUUUGUGAGGACGAUUUCUCUGACCACAUUCUUAAUUUUUUUUAAUCCAAUUCCAUUGCAUUUCUAUGGUCGAAGUUAGAUCUUCAUGCCCACCCAGUGUCCAAAUCAAAAUUGAUUUGCAGAAGUGGAUGGGUGUGAGAUCUUUUAAUUUAUGUUUCUGUUUCUUCGUAGUUAAGCUGUCCAUUUGGAAGCCGACUAUGUAGAAUCAGUCCAAAAAGGUUAGCGCCGUUGCCGGGGAUCGAACCCGGGUCACCCGCGUGACAGGCGGGAAUACUUACCACUAUACUACAACGACUCAUUUUGCUUAAGAUUAGCCAUUUUUAUAAUAUAACCGUUUUUGGUGAUACGUGGUUGUAUUACAUCUGUGUGAACUGUUGAAUUAACUGCACUGUACUAUGGUCUUAUACUCUUGUUACUAUUUUGCACUGGCUUUUGGUCUGCAAUACUUAUAUUUUGUGCGCUAUUCGAUUUGAUUGUCAACUUUUUUUCGUGGUAAAAUUACUGCACCUCAUUAAUACGAAGUUAAGCAUGUAUUCUACUUUGGAGGCAACUUUUUAUAACUAAUCUGACCUCAUAAUCUUUCAAAUGUGGUGAAAGAAUUACGAAAUUGGGCUAAGCAAGUCUAUAAUGACCAAAACAAAAGAGCAUCAUACAUACAUAAAAGACCGAAGGAGAUUCUCCACUUGGACGGAACUAUAUAUAUAUAGUUACGGAUGGUAAGAAUCUAUUAAAUGAACUCGCAGUUAUCUGGAAAGACAAAUAGUUAUUAUAGUGACAACGUUCAAGAAUCAAUUGACUUAAGAAAGGUUAAUAGAAUAUCAAAAGUUGUUGGUCUUCGAAUGUGCAUCGAAAACAGAGAAACUAGAUUGUGUCACUCAAAGAUUACAAUGGAAACACCAUUUCACACUCGGUUGAACUCUCCUCACAUGUUACUAGGUUUUUCCCCAUUACUUGUUUACCAAAACAAAAGGAUUGAUGCAUCAGUGCUAUAAGAAUUCCGCAAGUGGUUAGUGACGAAAUGAAUAAGGAGUUGUGCACUAUUCUAUUCCCUCGUUGGAGGAAAUCAUAUAGGUUGUUUUUUGACCUGGGUCCUACAAAAUCCAAUGGUCCAGAUUGUUUUGCUGUAAUGUUCUUUCAAAGACAUAGGGACAAAACAAGGCCAGAUUUUUGCAUGGACGUUGAAGAUUUCUUUGAGGCUGCAGUUAUAACCCUACUGGUCCCAAUAACUCGAGUUGUUGAGAGAGGUUUAUUUAAGGUACUUAACCAUUUCCUUCAAGUCCCCUCAAACGAAAGCCGACUCAUGGACUUGAAGUUUGCUCAGGCCUCCCCAUACCAUGUGCUUUAAGAUAAUGAUUAAUAUUGGGGGCCGUGAGAACUUGAACACGUGACCUCAAUAACAAACCAGCUUUGAUAUAAUAUCAUAAACCAGUUGAUCCCAGUAACUCAAGUUGUUGGGAGAAUGUUAUUAUGGAAUGACAUAAAUAUAACCCUCAUUCCUAAAAUCCAGUUGUCUCAAAUAGUUUACCCCUAUUAGCUACUGUAACUUCAGGUGCAAAGUCAAUUUCCAUAAUUCUAUUCACCAAAAUGAAGAAGUGGUUAUCGG
This is a messenger RNA of Linum trigynum, 5194 nucleotides long. NCBI's taxonomy places the organism in Eukaryota, Viridiplantae, Streptophyta, Magnoliopsida, Malpighiales, Linaceae. The record is from the annotation of a GenBank genome assembly.